CUCGAAGUAAUAAGAUCACGGUGAUACUUGAAAUCAUCUGACAUGGCAUUUAUAAUAUUAUUGCUAAAUAGCUGUUUAAUAUUCAUCGGCACGACAGCUAAUUUUAACGAAAGUGCGGAAAAAGACUACACGGUUUUGAUUAAUGAUCGAUCAAAUCAUACCGAGACAAUAAUACCUAAUCACUAUAGUAUCAAGCUAACACCGCAUAUUGAAGAAGACAAUGCAAAUGUAUUUAAAUUUUCUGGUGAGAUCGACAUUGUAAUAGAAAUUCUUUAUCCAACACAAAACAUAAAUCUGCAUGCACAACAACCUAAUGUAGAAAUAAAUCAAUUCAUACUGGUAAAAAUAAAUGAUAAUCAGGUGAAAACCAAGCUAAAUAUAAGUGAUCAAUCUAACACAAUUUAUUAUCUAACGAAUUAUGCAUAUCAACCUGAAACGCAAAUUUUCACCAUUUAUUUUAACACUACAAUGUUACAAGGGAAAUACAUAUUGAAAAUGACAUUUAAGAGCACUCUAAAUAGCAACAAAGAAGAUGGAAUUUUUCUCUCUGAAACAAACAAGAAGAAAAAUAAAACGUGGUUGAUCGCAACGGAUUUCCAAUUUAUUAAUGCUCGACGAAUGUUGCCAUGUUGGGACAAACCGGCAUUGAAGGCUACAUUUCACAUUGCUAUAAAACAUCAUAAAAACUACACAGCUUUGUCGAAUAUGCCAGUACGAAAACUGCACGAGGGUAGAAAUAAUAUGACAUGGACGAUAUUUCACGAUACUCCUGAAAUGCCCAUAUAUCUCGUGGCAAUUGUGCUAUGUAAAGAUCCUUUCCUUUCCACCCGCAUAUUGCACGAAGAAUUGACAUUUCCACAUAUAAAAUUCAAACAGAUUUUAUUAAAAGAUUUCAUUCUGAAUUCACCGAUACCUAAUUAUUAUGGUGACUUAAAUCGGGUCACCAAUAAUUGGUACGAACAAUAUUCAGUACAAAUAAGAUUUGCACAGAUAAUUGCUGAAUCUGUCUCACAGCUUUUCAGAAUUGAAUGGACGCUCUCGUUGCUGAAUAUUGAAAUGAUUACAAAAAUAGAUCAUAUUGCAAUUUCAGAUUUACGAGAUGAUAGCAUACAAUAUUGGGGUCUCAUCUUUUAUAGGAAAGCAAAUAUUAUCUAUAGAGAACACAGAGAUCCUGUUGCUCGCAAAUUCGACGUAGCGCGCUUAGUAGCACGAGAAAUUACACAUCAGUGGUUUGGUAAUAUGGUCAGUCCAUCUUCCUGGUCUUAUCUCUGGAUGAAUGAUGGUAUUGCUAUAUUAUUGGGAAUGGAUACCAUUAACAAGAUUUUUGAAAAGUUGCGAAUAUUGGAUUUAUUUGUAGUUCAAAUUCAACACGAAUCUCUUCAUUUGGAUACUAAUUCCCUUAUAAAACCUCUUAUAUCAGAAGUCAAUAAUCCUUCUGAAAUAGAUCCUUUUUCUCGUUUUAUUAAAGCUCCUGUAAUAUUGCGCAUGUUAUACAUGCUGUUGAAUGAUGCAUUUCGAAAAGGCAUCGAAAGAUAUGUUAUAAACCAUCAAUUUAGAUCAGCAGUUCCCAAUGAUUUAUGGAUCGCUAUACAAACUGAAAUAACUUAUUCAUAUGUGCAUAUUAGCCCGAGGGUAAUUGAUACACCGAUAAUUAAUGUAUCACUGAUAAUAGAUGCUUGGACAAAUCAAAUGCAUUAUCCUAUAUUGAAUGUAAAACGAGAUUAUUUUGAUGCUAAAGAAGUGACAAUAUCGGUGGAAAAUAAUAUAUCAGAGCAAGAUAAUUGGUUUAUAUUUGUGACCAUCACUACUGAAACUGAACACGAUUUUACCAAUUUUUUACGUGCCUAUUGGAUAAAACUUACACCGAAAAGUUAUCCAUAUAUCAUACUUACUCAACAAAAAGAAAAUGAUUGGAUAAUAGUCAAUUUACAACAAAUAGGAUAUUAUCGCGUUAAUUAUGAUCCUGAAAAUUGGCACAAAAUCGCGAAUUAUUUGAAUUCUCGACAAUAUUCAAACAUACAUAUUCUUAAUCGUGCUCAAAUCAUCGAUGAUGCAUUUCAUCUUAUGGAAUCAGGCAAACUCCAUUCUUCCAUAUUUUGGAAGCUCACAAGCUAUCUAAAGCGAGAAAAAGAUUACAUAGCAUGGUAUCCUAUGAUCAAAGCUUUCGAAUAUAUGUCGAGAAUCUUUCUACUUACUUCAUUCGGAAAAGUUACAGAAAUUAAGAAAAAUAUGGGCAAUAUAUUGUAUACAGUUCUUCAAAAAAUAGGAUACGAUGAAGUUUCUGUCGAUAAUGACUUUACUAAAUGUUUAAUACAAGAAGCUGCAAAGUGGGCAUGUACUUUUGAGCUUCCGGAUUGCAUAAAUACAGCCCAUCAUAAAUUGACACAUCACCUCAAAGAUGAUUUUGGAAAGAAUGAACUUAUGCCAUGGUGGAGAAAAUGGACGUACUGUAAAGGUAUGAUGAUAGCGAGCUUUGAGACUUGGUUAAAAACAUUAAAUUUAUGGAAGAAGACACAAGAUAAUAAAAUUUUGGACUAUUUGACUUGUACUAACAAUUUUGAAAUAAUCUUUUCAUAUUUAUCGCGAACAAUGAAUGAACAUGACUUCAAAAGUACCACAAUAUUAUUUCAAGCAACCGAACAUAUUUCUAUCUUUUUUUCUAUUGUUGCUAAACAUGCAAGGAAUAAUGAAAUACUUGAAUACAUAUUAAACAAUUUUAAAGCAAUUAAACCUAGAGAAACCAGUACAAUUGCAGCAUUAACUCAUAUUAUAAAUAAUGUGUAUACUAAGGAACAACUCGAAAAGAUAAAGAAAUUCGUGAACAAGAAUGUAAACGAAUUAAAUUUGGAUGUUCAACGCAAAACAGAAAUACGCUGGUCUCAAAUCAUGCGUUUGAUAAACUAUCAUUUAAUUUUUUAAAAUCUGACGAUAUCAUAAAAAUGGAUAACCAAUCGAUGGGAGAUAACUGCAAUGCUCUCAUUUAUGACAUAAUUAUAUAUAUAAUAAGU
Camponotus floridanus (Florida carpenter ant) is the source of this 3008-nucleotide messenger RNA. RefSeq names its product aminopeptidase N-like. Bases 43 to 2919 code for a protein of 958 amino acids. The record is from RefSeq and is a predicted model, not a curated record. Lineage: Eukaryota; Metazoa; Arthropoda; Insecta; Hymenoptera; Formicidae. Gene Ontology annotation, biological process: peptide catabolic process; proteolysis. The transcript has 12 exons. Gene Ontology annotation, molecular function: metalloaminopeptidase activity; zinc ion binding; peptide binding. Gene Ontology annotation, cellular component: cytoplasm.